AUGCCUUAUUACGCAGUGACCCGGGGUCACCGAGUCGGUGACUUUCCCACCUGGGAUGAGUGUCGGCUGCAAGUCAGUGGAUACCCAGCUCCAGUCUUUCGGCGUUUUUUUCGAUUUCACGAUGCCAAGGAGUUUCUUCGCCGAGGACUACAGUCUAGCAUUUCCAUCAGGGCCAUAAUUAACAGCACCCUGUUCCAGCGAGGCCCAGAAGGAAAAAUAUCUAUCUACACUGACGGAGCCUGCACCGGAAACGGCACCUCUGAAGCUCGCGCAGCCAUCGGGGUAUUCUUCAAUGAGAAUCACCCAGAAAAUAUUUCUAGGUGUGCCCCUAACCGCAAGACCAACAACGGUGCCGAGUUAGAGGCGAUUCGAGAAGCAGUUCGGAUCGCUAAGCGCCAUCAAUUAAAGGGAGUUCUCAUCUACACGGACUCUGGUUUCAUAGUUAAUAGCCUGUGCCACUGGCUACGUCUCUGGAGAAGCAGAAACUGGCGCACUUCUUCCGGUCGCCCUGUGAUCUACAAAGAUGAGCGGCUGUUGCUCGCUGCCGAUCCAGAGGUACUAGACAAGCAAGUCAAACACGUCCCCGGUCACCUUGGAGUGCUUGGAAAUGAGUGCGCAGACCAGCUGGCGCAAAAGGCAUUGUCGGCAUCCGCGCCUCCGCCCACAGACAUCUAG
Molecule: messenger RNA, 675 nt
Organism: Chelonus insularis
Lineage: Eukaryota; Metazoa; Arthropoda; Insecta; Hymenoptera; Braconidae
Product: ribonuclease H1-like
Exons: 1
Coding region: 1-675 (224 amino acids)
Biological process (GO): DNA replication, removal of RNA primer
Molecular function (GO): RNA-DNA hybrid ribonuclease activity; nucleic acid binding; magnesium ion binding
Source: RefSeq, a predicted model, not a curated record